AAUGCCGCAGUGAGAGGAAGUUGUCUGCGCUUACGCUGAAACACAGGGCUGUCCAUUCGAUCAGUAUAACAGUACAGGCGGAGAGAACGACGUGCACAGACGGGAGAGGAGAGACAGCAGAGGUGAGUGAAGCUGGUGAUGUGGCGCCAUCUGAACGAGAAGAUCAUGCUAAAACCAAGAAUAUUAACGACGAGAAUGGCCUCGAUGGGUUCAGAAGAAAGAGCGGAUCGCAGCUGGUGGAUAAGGGCAUCAGAGCAACUGGACAAACGAUGAUGGAGUUUCCUUCAGUGUCAUGUAUUGUAAAUGUCAUUCUGCCUAAUGUCAAGGAAUGACGAGGAAAAGAAUUUCUGCUGAGAAGUUCGCUCGAGGACUCUGCAGCAGAAGUCGAAGGAAUAGAAGACUGCUCUAACCUAUUCUGGACAGUCAAGUGGAGACGACUGCUUAUUGAGGAAGAUGGCGGCUCAGAUUUUGCUUUUGGAUUUGGAAGGAAAGAUUUGCUUGUGAUUUAUCAUUUCUGAUUUGCUGUGACAUAAGAAUUCGCAAUCUUUGUAUUUUUUCUUUUACAUGUACCUCACUAUCAUAUUUUAUUGUUUUGUUGAAACUAUGCCUGUAUUUCAGUAUGCUAUUUUGUUUUUAUGAGAAAAAUAAAAGUUUCAUGAUUGAACAUUUUCGACUUGCUCUUAUUGGAAGAAAAAAUCGUUACGUUUUUAAAGAUAUUUACAUCUUUACUGUAUACAUCCAAUCUCAACUUAUUCCGGGUUUAAUUUGUUUCCAUUUUAAUUGAACAAAACUUUCCUUGUUGCUUUGCUUCGCUACUUCAUUUAUCAACAAUUAAUUUCAAUUUUUUCGGCAAUCUAUUGGACCGUGGCGAGUCGAUGUUUAAAUUGAACCGAGGUUUAGGGCUCUUCGUUGGCUUUAGCCAAACUGGCUUGUUUUUAUCCCUACAAUAACAAGGCUUUUGCUAAUUAUUUUGGCUUAAUGGCACCAAUCAUUAAUCCGACCACUGAUUUCUUUAAAUAAAAUAGGCAGUUAAUGACCACAAAACAACCUCAAAGUAUUCGAUUCAUCUUCAAAUAUCCUGUUAACAUGAAAUACAAUUACACAUACAGAGCCAUGCGUAAAGGGUUAAAACUAAAUGGUCUAAAAUGGUGUCCAGUGUAGUCCAACACUGCAAAAUGGCUCCUCUAGCCUCAUUUCCUGUCUGUGCAGGAAGUGAAGGCUCAGAAAUGUUUCAUAAAGAAAAAGCACAAAAAGAUUUAUCUUGAUGCCCACUAGUCAGUUGUCCUAAUGCUUGUAGUGUUGUUGUAACUUUAACAUUUAAAAUAAAUGUAAAGCAGCUCGUUUAUAUUUUAAAAUAAAAGGGGUGGGACUUGGGUGCAUCACCUGAGUCCUGGGUAAAUGGAGAGAACGUCAAUCAAAGGCUAAGCUCUCAGAGCUGGGAAGGAGCUUUAGAUGGCGGAUGAACCUUGGGAAGGGGAGAGCGUUGAGCCUCGCAGGGCUCUCUAUAGGACUUGUUUCUCAACUUUGGUGAACUUUGGAUCCCUCUAGGGACUUAAUUAUUGCGCAAAUUCGUUCUUUAUUUUACGUUUCGGAAUAUGCAGGCGUUUAUGCGUAGAUUUUGUGACUUUUGCUUCGUCGAAAACCUUGUGCUGCGUGCGUAGAGUGGCCAGUCGUUGUUUUCCCUGCCUGUACUGGCAGCCAUUGCGGUCCUCCAUUUUUAGUGCGCUCUGCUGGGCUCCUCUCACACUCUCUCUCUCUAUUCAAAUAGCCAUCCUUGGAUUAUAGCAGCUAUUUUUAUUUUCCAAUAUUAUUCCGGUUUUCAUUUUCACCUGAAUUGUGGAAUAUUUUUAUUUUUUGUUCUAAUGGACUAAGUUACAAAUCGCAUUUUUUUGUCCGAUGUGAAUGUAGUGCUUCAAUCCUCCUCCUGUCAAUGGAAUAGGUAUGUUUACAUUGUUUAAUUUCUAUUGUCGAUUUCGUUGUGUUUCAUCGUGUUGUUUUAAUCGUCCUUUGUCUGAUGACGCAGUAGGAAUUUAUGUAUGUGGCUGUGUGAAUCUGUUGGCUUGAUAUGCUAUCGACACAUGGUUUUUAUGACAUCGAAUAGAAUCGAGCAGGUGUCAUUUCAUUUCCGAUGCUUUAUAACUUAAAGUAAAUACACGUUACAGUAUUUUCUUAAGUCGUUCGUGUUUUUCCUCAACGUCGAGACUUUUUGCCGUCCUUUGAAAGCGGAAUGACUCGCUUGAUGGUUCAUCCCACUUUAAACUUUUGACAGUUAUUACCUGGACAAAAGAGCAUCAUUAACAAAAAGAUCAAGACAAAAUCAUGAUGAAGAAUAAGAAUAAAAAGCAGGAAGACGAAGGCUCGACCCAAAGCAAUGCUUCCAGCAUCUCAGCGUCAGAGGAAUCAAACCGCACUGGGUCAGAGUCUGGGAGUCAGUCGGAGAGUGAGCAAGGAAGUGAUAGGCCUCGUUCCCGGCGUUCCGUGUCCAACUGUACCUCAGAUUCGGAGAGCCACUCCGAGUCGGAGAGUGAAUCCACUGGGUCCAAGUCUCGCCAGUCUUCAGCACAGGGCAAAGACAAACCAGUCAAAAAGAAAGACAACCUGGCAGAUGUGAAGAAGAUGUGGGAAGAACAUCCAGAUAUGUAUGGUGUUAGAAGAUCCAGUCGCAGCAGACAAGAGCCUGCCCGCCUCAACAUUGGAGCUGAGGGCAGCAGUGGUUCAGAAAGUGAAAGUCCCAAAAGGAAAGGCUCACGACAGAAAAAGAAAGAACCACAGACCAAGUCAUCUGCAGGCAAGCAGUCACAAAAAGCACGAAAACAGAGGAAACAAGAAUCUUCCGAAGAAGAAGAUGAUGACGAUGAUGAUGACGAUGAUGAUGAUGAGGAGGAUACUCCAAAAAGACAAACAAGGCGCAGAGCAGCAACUAAAGUCAGUUACAAGGAGGAUCAGAAUGAUGUUGAGACGGACUCGGAUGAUCUCAUUGAAAUGGCAGAAGGUGCUGAGGAGCAACAGGACGAUGACAGUGAGACCAUUGAGAAGAUUCUUGAGACCAGGAUAGGAAAGAAAGGAGCUACUGGGGCUUCCACAACCUUUUAUGCUGUUGAGGAAAACGGAGACCCUGGAGCAGACUUUGACCCCGAGAAAGAGGAAGGGGAAACUCAGUUCCUCAUCAAGUGGAAAGGCUGGUCCUACAUCCACAACACUUGGGAAAGUGUGGACUUUCUCACGCAGCAGAAGGUCAAAGGGAUAAAGAAGCUAGACAACUUCAAGAGGAAAAACGAAGAGCUUAAUUCUUGGAUGAAAAGAGCUUCACCUGAGGAUUUAGAGUAUUACAACUGCCAGCAAGAACUAACUAAUGACCUGAGCAGGCAAUUCCAAAUUGUAGAGAGGGUGAUUGCCACAAGAACAGGAAAAUCACAAGGACCCUCAGAUUUUUCACCCCAAAAAAGCACUUCCGGUGAGCCCGAGUACUUGUGUAAGUGGAUGGGACUGCCCUAUGCCGAGUGCACCUGGGAGGAUGGAGCAUUAAUUACAAAGAAAUUCCAGGCUUGCGUUGAUAGUUUCCAAACCAGGAAUGCCUGUAAGACCAUCCCUUCCAAAGACUGUAAGGUUUUGAAACAGAGGCCAAGGUUUUUACCUCUGAAGAAACAGCCUACUUACAUUGGAAAUGAAAACCUUGAACUCAGGGAUUACCAGUUAGAUGGAGUUAACUGGCUCGGCCAUUCCUGGUGCAGGUGUAACAGUGUUAUCUUGGCUGAUGAAAUGGGUCUUGGUAAGACCAUUCAGACCAUCUCCUUCCUGUCUUACCUUUUCCAUCAACAUCAGCUUUAUGGGCCCUUCCUGGUGGUGGUUCCCCUGUCAACUCUCACCUCCUGGCAGAGGGAGUUUGAUAUCUGGGCACCUGAUAUGAAUGUAGUUGUCUACCUGGGAGAUGUCUCAAGCAGAAAGACAAUCCGUGAAUACGAAUGGAUCCAUCAGCAGACAAAAAGAAUCAAGUUCAAUGCACUUUUGACCACGUAUGAAAUUCUACUGAAGGAUAAGGGAGUGUUGGGGAAUAUAAACUGGGCCUUUCUGGGAGUUGAUGAAGCUCACCGGCUUAAGAAUGAUGACUCGCUUCUGUACAAAACUCUGAUCGACUUCAGAUCCAAUCACAGGCUGCUCAUCACAGGGACUCCGUUGCAGAACUCACUCAAGGAGCUGUGGUCCCUUUUGCACUUUCUGAUGCCUGAAAAGUUUGAGUCCUGGGAGGAUUUUGAGGAUGAGCAUGGUAAAGGCAGGGACAACGGCUAUCAGAGCCUGCACAAAGUUCUGGAGCCUUUCCUGCUGCGGCGUGUCAAGAAAGACGUCGAGAAAUCCCUGCCUGCUAAAGUGGAGCAAAUCCUCCGAGUUGACAUGUCCGCCCAGCAGAAACAGUUCUACAAGUGGAUCCUAACAAGAAACUACAGAGCUUUGUCUAAGGGCAACCGGGGCAGCUCCUCUGGCUUUCUUAACAUCGUGAUGGAGCUGAAGAAAUGCUGUAAUCAUGGUUUCCUCAUCAAACACCCGGAAGACAGUGAGACUGAAACGGCACAAGAGCGGCUGCAGGCUGUGGUGCGUGGCAGUGGGAAGCUGGUUCUUCUGGAUAAGCUGCUCACACGACUGAAGGAGAGAGGAAACCGUGUUCUCAUAUUCUCGCAGAUGGUCCGCAUGUUGGACAUACUUGCAGAUUACCUGUCUUUCAAACGAUAUCAAUUCCAGCGUUUGGACGGCUCUAUCAAGGGAGAGAUCAGAAAGCAAGCAUUGGAUCACUUUAAUGCUGAAGGCUCUGAGGACUUCUGUUUUCUGCUGUCCACACGUGCAGGAGGGCUUGGAAUUAACCUGGCCUCUGCCGACACGGUGGUCAUCUUUGACUCAGACUGGAAUCCACAGAAUGAUCUUCAGGCCCAGGCCAGAGCCCACAGGAUUGGCCAGAAGAAACAAGUGAAUAUCUAUCGUCUGGUCACCAAAGGCACGGUGGAAGAGGACAUUAUAGAAAGGGCAAAAAAGAAGAUGGUUCUUGACCAUCUCGUCAUUCAGAGAAUGGACACCACUGGGCGAACCGUACUGGAUAAUAACUCUGGAAAUUCAAACUCAAACCCCUUCAAUAAAGAAGAGUUGACAGCCAUCUUAAAGUUUGGAGCAGAGGAUUUGUUCAAAGAAGCUGAGGGAGAGGAAUCAGAACCACAGGAAAUGGACAUCGAUGAGAUUUUGCGGCUUGCUGAAACAAGAGAGAGUGACCAGGGAUUAGGGAGUGCCACAGAUGAGCUUCUGUCACAGUUCAAGGUGGCAAACUUCACCAUGGAUGAAAGCACUCCAGAGCUUGAGGGGAAGCCUGUGCGAGACUGGGAUGACAUCAUUCCUGAAGACCAGCGAAAGAAGGCGGAGGAGGAACAGAAACAGAAAGAAAUGGAAGACAUCUACAUGCUGCCCAGAAGUAGGAGCUCCAACAAGAGGGCACAAGCUAAUGACAGUGACAGUGAUGUGGGAUCAAAACUGAAGCAGAGAACCUCAGGGUCUGACAGCGAAUCAGAUGACAGCGGGGAUGACAAACGGCCCAAGCGUAGAGGCAGGCCGAGAGCUCGCAAAAACAACGUCGAGGGAUUUACAGACGCUGAGAUCCGCAGGUUCAUAAAGGCAUACAAGAAAUUUGGAGCACCGCUUGAGAAGUUGGAGGCGAUUGCCCGUGACUCUGAGCUGGUAGAUAAAUCCAUAGCAGACCUGAAGCGAUUGGGAGAACUGCUGCACAACAGCUGUGUGACUGCAGUACAAGAGCACGAGGAACACAUGAAGGAAAACCCUGUGGAAGCUAAAGGACCUGGGAAAAGACGAGGCAUCAACAUCAAGAUCUCUGGGGUUCAGGUCAAUGCAAAGUCCAUUAUCCAGCAUGAGGAAGAUUUAGAGCCGCUCCAUAAAUCUGUGCCUUCAAACCCUGCGGAAAGGAGCAAAUUUCAGCUGACCUGUCGGGUGAAAACACCUCAUUUUGAUGUGGACUGGGAUAUUAAUGACGACACUCAGCUGUUAUUGGGCAUCUUCGAGCACGGCUACAGCAACUGGGACCUGAUUAAGACCGACCCUGAUCUCAAACUCUCAGAGAAGAUUCUUCCAGAUGACCCUAACAAGAAACCUCAGGCAAAGCAGUUGCAGAUGCGAGCGGACUACUUGCUCAAGAUGCUGAAGAAAGAACAGGAAAACCAAGAUACAGUAAAAGCAGGAGAUGAGACCAAAGCCAAAAAGAGGAAACCUCGAACGAAAAAAAAGGCCCCAAACAACGAUCUGGCUAAUGAGAUUUCCUCUCCUCGUCUCUCUGACAACCCAUCAGAGGAGGGAGAAGUGAAGGACGACGGAGCAGAAAAAUCACCCACAAAGAAGAAACAGAAAAAGGAUAACAAAGAGAACAAAGAAAAAACAGGAACUCCUAAAAAAGAAAAGGAGGGGGAGAAGGACAAAAAGCGCUGCAAGUCCAAAAAAGAGAAGGCCAAACCAGGAGGCAAAGGGAAGAAGUCUCAGGGUCCAGUGCACAUCACUGCUGGAAACGACCCUAUACCAAUUGGAGAGGAAGACGAUGAGUUGGAUCAGGAAACAUUCAGCAUUUGUAAGGAGAGGAUGAGGCCAGUGAAGAAAGCUCUGAAGCAGUUGGAUAAACCAGAUGAGGGUCUGUCAGUACAGGAACAGCUGCAGCACACUCGUACCUGCCUGCUGAAGAUUGGAGACCGCAUCACAGAGUGCCUCAAAUCAUACAGCGACCCCGAGCACGUCAAGACGUGGCGCAGAAACCUCUGGAUUUUCGUGUCCAAAUUUACUGAGUUCGGGGCUCGGAAGCUGCAUAAGCUGUAUAAGAUGGCUCAAAAGAAGCGCUCGCAAGAGGAAGAGAAGGAUCAAAAGAAAAAGGACGAUCCUUCCAAGAAGAAGCCCUUUCGACCUGAGCCAUCAGGGUCAAGCCGGGAUUCAACAGGCACUCACCCUUCAGCCAAUCACCAGCCUGGACCUCCUCCCACUCAUGUCCAUCACAGAGAGCCAUACAACCAACCAAAUAAAAGGCCUUUCCCUAAUGAUGACAGGGGAGAUUGGCAAAGGGACCGUAAAUAUGGCUACCCAGGUAACAGCAGUCAACCCUGGCAAGGGGAUCGGCAUCACCCAUACGACGCUCACAGGUACAGGGACCAUUAUGGCGAUCGCCGGCCUCACAAUGAUUACCGUAGCUCAGGGAGCUACCGUAGCAGCGGUUCACCUCGCAAACGUCCCUAUGACCAAUAUGGUAAUGACAGAGAUCAUCGGGGCCACAGGGACUAUUAUGACCGACAUCCAGACCCCAAGAGGAGGCGCUCGGAUGAAUACCGUUCCCCGAAUUACCAUCAAGGGGGAGGAGGGCAUCCACAGGACUUCAGGAGGUUGCCUGAUCACAGGGGACCGAUUGGGAAUCACGGUCCUGCGGGGCCCGAUCACUACCGCCCCUCUCACCCAGACAAACCCCCACCCCAGAUUGAUCCUCGUUCCCCUCAAGCCCAGAAAUCCCCUCUCGAACCAAUCUCACCAGCAGAAAGAACUGGUGAGCAGAAAUCUGUGACAGACUUCAACUGGAACAGCAGGAAAACGUGAAGUAAAUAUUUGGCCAGAGCAGAGACCACCGGUGCUGCCACUUGGCAGAAAGGCCAUCGUCUGUGCCACCCAGUAAAUGGAGGAGACAUAACCAGGUCCAAAUUUUGGAGCUCUGCCUAUCAACUUUCUCACUGUCUUCUAGGUUUCAGCAGGCAGGUUAGGUCUGCCAUUUUGUUGACUGUGGAUAAUGAACAAAUAAGGCAUGGUUAGUCCUGUGGACUAUGAUGUAAUUGAGUGUCGAAGUAUGCCUAAGAUGGAAGUGCCUCAUGUAUUUUGUUGUUUGUUGAUUCAUCGGCAAAAAGGGUGUAUCCCAGAAGCAAACCUUUAUUUGAUUUUCAUGUCUUUUGUUUUGUGAACUUUCAUUUGUGCAAAAAAAAUUGUUCAAGAAAGUAGCCUUUUGUAGGGAAAAUAGUUUUAAUUGCACCUUCCGAUGUUUAGUCAUCGUUCUGUUGAGCUAUUUAAAACAUGUAGGAUAUGUUUGCCCUGUUUCCGGUCAUCAAACAUGAUUUUGAAGACAACAAAUCGGACUCCGGUAAUAUAAAUUCUGUAUUUGUGAUGUAGCAGAAUGAACAUUUGCUCAAUUUAUUGAAUUGAAUAUGUGUGCAGGUCCUCUUUUUGUAAUGCAAUGCACAAAGACCCUGUCGGAGGACAGUAGCCUUAUAAAGAAAAUUAGGCUGAACAGUAUUCAGGGUCGAUGAAGAGCUGUUUGUCAGAACACUAGAUAAUCAUAACAUGUAAGCUAUCGUUGUCUUAUUUUCUGUAACACAUGUCACCACCUGAAUCCACUUUCUGGUCAGUUGUCGUAUAAAUCGGUACUGUAGCAUCUUUGUAUUGCACUAAAGGACAGUACUCGCUUGUUUAUGAAUAUGUAGUAAUGAUAGACAUUACCUGAAUUAAUUUUCCUCUCAAGUUCUUUUCCUGGGUUGAAUAUUCUAACAAUGCCGAUCUUUUUGACCUUCAAGUGGAAAUAUGAUUACUGUGUGUAUGGAAAGAUGCGUGUUGAUUGAGUGACUGGGUGUCACAAGCUAUUUCGUGCCAAACAUUCUCAGACUGGCAUGCUGAUAAAUACCAUUCAUUGAUCGUCUGUGUUGUGUUUCUCCAUCUGUGCCUUAAUCUUGUGUAGACUGAAACACCAGUUUGGUAUAAGGAUGUAUGAGAUGCAGUAUUAUUCUGUUGUGUAUUUAAAACAUUUGCCAGGAUGGAGUUUUAAUGAAAUGCAUGUUAAGACAGCUCUGUUGGGUGGGGAACAAUUUGGUGCGCUGAAAUCCAAAAGAUCAUGGUGAAGUGAGUGAGAAGUGGGCUCUGAAAUACUGAAGAUGUUCCUCCUUUUCCCAAUCAAGGUCCUGCUCACACUCCACAGAUGUGUGUUAAGCUUCGAGAUAAGCCAAUUUAAAUAAUUUAUAUUUGUGAAAGCCACUGUUCAGAUUAAUUGUACUGUACAUAAUGUUUAUAGACCUAUAUGUAUUAAACUUUCCUACAUCA
This is a messenger RNA of Triplophysa dalaica, 9093 nucleotides long. It is a transcript of the gene chd2, whose product is annotated as chromodomain helicase DNA binding protein 2. Gene Ontology annotation, biological process: regulation of transcription by RNA polymerase II; nucleosome organization. The record is from RefSeq and is a predicted model, not a curated record. Gene Ontology annotation, molecular function: ATP hydrolysis activity; DNA binding; chromatin binding. The transcript has 41 exons. Bases 2320 to 7611 code for a protein of 1763 amino acids. Lineage: Eukaryota; Metazoa; Chordata; Actinopteri; Cypriniformes; Nemacheilidae. Gene Ontology annotation, cellular component: nucleus; chromatin.